Molecule: messenger RNA, 1464 nt
Organism: Arxiozyma heterogenica
Lineage: Eukaryota; Fungi; Ascomycota; Saccharomycetes; Saccharomycetales; Saccharomycetaceae
Gene: KTR4
Product: putative mannosyltransferase
Exons: 1
Coding region: 1-1464 (487 amino acids)
Biological process (GO): protein O-linked glycosylation; protein N-linked glycosylation; cell wall mannoprotein biosynthetic process
Cellular component (GO): membrane; Golgi apparatus
Molecular function (GO): alpha-1,2-mannosyltransferase activity
Source: RefSeq, a predicted model, not a curated record
AUGCUGAGGAACUAUAUUUUCACGUUUAGAAGGUUCAGACUGAAGAAUCUUAUAAUCUUUUUAUGUAUUGGUAUUGCAUUACUAAUAUGUGGUAUGGUUUAUAAAAUAUUAGAUCUUUCUAAAAAUCAUAUGGAUUUAGCUGGUAGCACUUAUAACCAGUUGCUGGACUAUGUAGAUACAUUUCUUCCUGAUUUAGACAACAACAAUGAUAAAGAAGACAGGCCAGUAUCUAAUACCGAUGAUUCAUCCGUACCCAAGAAAGUGGAGGAACCAGUUGAUUAUGACUCGAUACUAAAAAUGUUACAAACACCACUAUAUAACCAGACGAUGGAUGAUUUACAAAGAGAAGAGAAAAUAAAGGCUAAUUUUAAGUUAUACGAUAGAAUUCUUGCUCAACCUAUUAUUGAGCCACAAGUUGAUGGCUUGGUACGCCCAGGAACUCCACUUGCAGGUAAAGCCAAUGCUACAAUCUUAUCAUUAGUUCAGAAUAAAGAUAUUAAUGCUAUUAUAUCUACCAUCAAGCAAUUAGAAGACACUUUCAAUAGUAAGUUCGGAUAUCCAUAUACCUUUAUGAAUGAUGAAGAAUUUUCUGAUAAUUUUAAACAAAGAAUAUGGGAAAUAUUACCUAAGGAACGUCUAAUACAUUUUGUUAAGAUAAAUCCAAACGAUUGGAAUAGGCCAGGGAAUAUAGAUGUGACAAAAUAUAAUGAAGCGAUGGAUAAAUUAGAAGCUGAAGAUGUUCAAUACUCCAAAAAAUUAUCGUAUCAUAACAUGUGUCGUUUCUACUCAAGUAAAUUUUAUCAUCAAGAUGUAUUAAGUAAUUAUAAAUAUGCGUGGAGAAUUGAACCAAAUGUGAAUUUCUAUUGCAAGAUAGAUUAUGAUGUUUUCCAAUUUAUGGAACAAUAUGACAAAGUAUAUGGGUUCACAUUAAAUCUAUAUGAUAGUCCUCAAUCUGUAAGGACUUUAUGGGAAACCACGUUUGAAUUUAUUAAAGAAAACCCACAUUAUUUGAAUAAGAAUGGUGCAUUUGAGUGGAUCAAAGAAAAUAUACAAAAACCUCGAAAUUUCAAUAUUACAAAUGGCUAUUCGACAUGCCAUUUUUGGACAAAUUUUGAGAUUAACAAUUUGGAUUUUCUUAGAUCUGAACCAUAUGAAAGAUAUAUGGAACAUUUGGAGUCUAAAGGAGGGUUCUAUUACGAAAGAUGGGGUGAUGCACCAGUAAGAAGUCUUGCAUUAGCUUUAUUUGCUGAUAAAUCUAGGAUACAUUGGUUCAGAGAUAUUGCAUAUCAUCAUUUCCCAUAUACUAAUUGCCCAAAAUCACCUUUUGAUUCCGAUAGAUGCAAUGGCAACUGUGUAGCUGGCAAGUUUUCUCCAUAUCCUAAUUUAAACGUUGAAAAUUGUAUGCCUACAUGGUUAGAAUACAGUAUGACAGAGGAUCAAUUGAAAUUAUACGAAAUAAAUUAA